GGGCUGAGAUGGUUUGUUUACAGUCGCUCAAAACAUCUAUCCUCUGAUGCAUUUGUAAAUAAACCAUGGCAGGCGUGGCUCCGGACAACUGCCAAUGGCUUUCGGUCACAGAAGAGACUCUCUUUCUUCACGAUGGACUCAUGCGAGUGACAGAUCUUGUGGAGCUGCCGCGAGAUGUAAACAGUGCGCAAGAGGAAGAGAACGAAGUUGUGACUUUCGACGCUAAAAAUCCUUCGGAACUUAGCGAGCGGUUAAUGACAGUAUGUGGCAGGCAAAAUAAUGCUUACGCUAGACUAUUAGAAUAUCGUCUGAGUGCUCUCAGGGGCUACUGGAAUGCACACAAACGCAUCGCGCUCGAAGACCAAACAGAACGAGACGCUGCCACCCAGGAAGAAACCAUUGCCUUGCUCAAAAAGCAAGGAUUAUGGAAAGAACCCGAGCAAGCGGCAUUUUCUACAAGGAUUGGCCUGCUUCUCGUUUUGCCACUUCUACAGUCACAAAGUAAAAUAGAUCCCAACUUGUGCGGCAUCACUGCUGACCUGUUGUUAAACUGUCUCAGAGAUUGUCCCCCACUAAGUCUGACCAAAGAACCAGGGGAUUGCCUCAAAGGUCUUGAGACUCUGCUCUGCUCCUGGUUAGGUGAAAGUUCAGACCCAAAUGUUCGUGGAACAAACGGUCAGCAAGCUGUGUCUGAUCCGAAGCAGCGAGAGAAUGCAGCGUCUGCUCUUGUGGCUCUGGCAUGUGCAAGGUGUCACUUGAAGAUGUUCAUUCAUGCCGUACAUUUAUUACAAAAACUGACAGACAUCAAAAGUAUCCCUGUGGGUGACAUUCUGCACAAGCUUCUGGAGAUGGAAGGCGGUCAAGGUCAGCCUACAGGGCUACUGGGCAGUAAACACGUUGUGUGCUGGGGCUUUGAGGACACGUUGACCGGGGCGGAGAAAGAGGCCCCAUCCUCUGCAGCUACAACCAGCAAUGCCCCAGCAGACAAAGAUAAAGUGGAUGGAGACUAUGGAAGAAGCCUGACCUGUGAUGGGGUAUUUUUAUACACGACAAAUUCAGCAGGGAAGGGAUUGGCCAAAAUGGGGACAGGCUUACAUGGUACAUUAAGGGGGUUUGUGUACUGCAGGAACCCAGAGAUCGGCCCUGGCUGGGUGGCGUGGGGAAAUGGCCGCUUACUUUUUCGGCCCGCUUCAUUUGACCAUGAGGGAGACAUGCAAAACUUAAUACAAGUUCUCAAUUGUUAUACUCUACAGCCAGUAAAAACCAUUCUGAAGCCUGAAAGCUACCUGAUUGGCUCUUCAGUAACAACGGUCAACAUUUGUAGUGACGGGGCAUACUUCUACUGGAUAUGGUGUACGGGCAGUCUCAGUGAUAAAAAUGCCAAGGGACAGGCAAUAUUUGUGGAUGUAUUCAAAUUAGAUGUAUCAAAUGGCCAAGCCGUACCGUUGAAGGAUCGUGUACAGCUGCAGCGAAAAGACGAAUCAUCGCAAAAGACAAUAAACGAGACACUUCUGUCUCGUCUGCGGCCUCACAGAGGCUCAGCGGCUACAGGGACACUUGUCUCAAUCACGGGCAGUGAGACAGUGUCAACCAAGAAAACUGACGAUGUGUCCGGACAAAUAGGCAGUACUUCAGUUGGGAUUCCCCUGCGUACCCUGCUGAAGACCCCACUAUUCUGUGAUGGAAGCUCCGUGGUUGUGAUUACUCCAGUACCAGGAAGUGCCAAUAGUGCUGCUGCCAGGUCACUGUUUGGUAGUGGAGGAAGUUUAUCCAGUUUGAGAACUCUGGCGACUAACCUGUGUUUUAAUCUGGAUGAUGGUCAGUUCAUUUCCCGUACUGACCUAGUGGAUGCCCCCAGCUGUGCCCUGGCCCGGGGUAGCAAUGUCCUGGGACUAGGUGUGUGUUUUGAUGUGAUCAAUAACCUGAUCUGGUCAUGCAGCAGUGACUGGGUGGACAGAUUUUACAACCCAGGUCACCAGGCACCCCAUCAUAUCUAUCGUAAACUGGGCAUACCUUGUGACAAGCACAAACCCAAACCCCCACAAGACAGCCGUGUUGGGAUAGGAGAGGUUGUGAAGGGCCUGUUGCAGCACGUGGGCAGUAUGUGUCAACACCAGCUGAACAAUGACCUGUUGCACACGCCCCUGGGCAGCUACAUACUACAGCAGCACCCCGUGGAUCUGCAGUACCUGGAGCGUGUGUGUGACAUCCUGGAGAAAGCCAUUUUGGAUGGAGAUGAGAGGAUCACCAUCUGCGCCCUAGUUGUUCUGCAGUUAAUUUUCAAGAUGAGUAUAUUUAAGAAAGAAAAAGACAAAGAAAUCCAACUUAUCAAAAGGUCAAGUGCUCUGAUGUGGAAGUUGCUCACAACUAUUCCCCCUAAAGAAACGCGCGUGUCCCGAGUGAGUGCAGUACAGAUGGAGACGUGUCAGGUGAUGAGAGCGGGGCUCUCUGUCAUCUACCCCACCCCCCAGUCCCGCAAUUACCUCAUCCACAAGCUCUUAGCUGAAGGAAACAAAAACCGAAAGUUACGUGACCUGGUUCUGGUUGACUUUGCUGAUCAGCUUAGAAACCCUGCUCUGUCCAGAGAGGAAAUGAAAAGCUUACGUUUGACGAAUGAGUUGGUUCAUUUCAUCCUCAAACUAGCGGUGAAGGAAUCCUCGUCUUUGCUGCGAUGUUCCCAGAAGAAGAACAAGGAGGCGUUUGAAGAACUUCUGGCUUCUGUACCAAGAGGCUCAUCAUGUUUGAGAUACAUCAUGGCACUGCUGUCGUGUCUGUUACGUGAGGCUGUGCUGUGUGAGAAACCAGAGAAGCUGGACCUGACAGACCAGGAACAACAAGAGGCCUCAGAAUAUUUACUGGAGUUACAGCAAUCUGUGCUCAGUCUGGCAUCCCAUGUAUUCACAGGGGCAUACGAGGUGUUGGAGGUUUUGCUAGAGACAUGCACUGCCGUGAUCAGUAACUACAGCGAGGAGCUGGAAUACAGAUUACAGGGCCUGGAACGCAUCACCAAAUCCACAAUACUGGGCCACCUUCUGCCCCUCCUCCUCACAGCCAUGACACAUCCCAAUCUGCAGUGUCUUAACAUGGCUGACCAGCUCAUGCCACAGCUUGUACAGCUUGUGGUGCUCACCAGCCAGGCCGCGCUGCUGUUGAAGAGUCAGGUGCAGGCGAUUCGUCAGGAUGAUCUGGACGGCUAUGAGGAUGUGGUCGACCUGAUUGGCAAGUCCAUUAAUCCUGACAGAUUGGAGAGUGUGGAGAAGGAAGAAGAGGGUUUCUUGGCUGGCCUGAAAAUCCCUGCCCCCUGGGCCUCUGGCAAGGCUGUAGAGAGUAUCCACCCUGUCAGGGACAACUACAAGUUCAAAGGGACAGUGCAUAUCCCAGGUGCACGGUGCCUGUACCUGAGAUUUGACCCACGGUGUUCAUCCCAGUAUGACUAUGACAAGCUGAUAGUUUAUGCUGGCCCUAACACCAACGCCAAGAAGAUAGCUGAAUACGGAGGGAACACAUUUGGCUUUGGCAGUCGCAGUGUGCUCGGAGCAGGCUGGCCGAAGGACUUAGUCAAGGUGGAAGGCGACACAGUGACGUUCUCGUUUGAGAUGAGAAGUGGGCGUGAACACAACACACCUGACAAAGCCAUGUGGGGUUUCAUGAUUACCGUCAGAGCACAGGAGUCAACAGAAGAAGUGUCAUGUGGUUUACCAUUCCUGGCUGACUUGGCACUAGGCCUCUCUGUCCUGGCCUGUACCAUGUUACACUUGCUCUACCAGGGGCCAGCCAAGAGCCCGGAGGAAAUAGCCUGUCAGCACCUCCUCAAAUCAAAACUACUACAAAGGUGUGUGUGGCAGACAGAGUCUGGGGUCUGUACCCUGCCUCUCUCCCCCGUCAAGACCAGCCCUGCUAGUGUGCCUAUCCUGGAGGACUCAGAACUCAAACUACAGCCUCCACUUAAGCUUCUGCCCAGGGUGCGCCUCCCCACAGAUGUGGUGCAGAAACUUAGAGAGAUGUCCACUCGCAGUCUACCACAACUGAGACCCAGUAUUAGAGAGGCCCUUCAGCCAGAGGUGCUGGAGGAGUGUAUUUUAUCAGCCACCAUCAAGCACCUGUCACUUUCUGACAUCGUCCAUCACCUGGCCACGAUACAGGAACAACAAGCCGAUGACUUCUGGCUGCUCAGUAACAUCAUGGAGGAAGUCUACCGCAGAUUUGACGCCCUUCUCAGGCAACUUCAGAGCUUGGCAGAGUUGGAGCAGAAAUGGCACAGUGAGGUGAAUGACAAAAGUCAGGGUGUCCUCUCAGAGAAUGUACCCUUCUUCCUGGACUACCAUAUCUCAGAGUCCAAAUUGAAGGAGCUGACAAUGCUGUGUUACCUCAAAGGCCUGGAGCUGGACAUGGGUGACCCUGAGGCUGCUGUUAAAUCGUUACGAGAGAAAUUUGACCAAGAUGUGGAGAGAGUGAAAUCUAGUGACACUUCCAGCCAGCCCCUAGCCCGUGUCAAAUCCUUGGUCCAGGGCCUACAUCAGAGGCUGGAGCUCCUACUACAUGUUACCAUAGCACCCGGCGGGGAUGGUACAGGCUUCAUGACACGCAGCAUGUCCUACUUCUCUGAAGCCCUCAAACAUGUGCCUAGUGCCAUGGUUCGUUCAGACACAGAUGUGCUCAAGUCAACAUAUAGCCGGAGUCUUUCUGCUCCUUCAGGACUGGAGAGUGCACAGGACGACUCUGUUAUUGAGAUCAUGAAACUACAGAGGAAGCGUCAAGCACAACAGAAGGCGCCGGCGUCCAUCCUGCAGGACCUUGUGGAGAACGAGUCCAAUGACCGACCCCCUCAUGUUGUUUUGCUCGACCAACUCUUCUCUUUCAUCGGCAGUGACCCUGAGAAAGCGGUCUCUUGUGAGGACUUCCUGUCCGUGGCCAAGGUGCGCUGGAAGCGAGGCACCACACGCAAACAGGCGCUGGUUCACAUGAAGGAACUGCUGAUGGCGGCCUGUCGAGUGGGCGGGGCAACGCACCUUGUGGCAGCUGUCACCUCUGUAUUGCAGCACGGUCCAAGAGUGGAGGAACUUACCUGUGGAGGCAUGGUCAGCCAGGUGCAGGAGGCAUUUGCAGAGACCAUGACAUCUGUGGUGCAGCUGGCAGCACGCUUCCCCAUCGCCUGCUGCAACAGCAUUGGACUGCUCUGUAUCAUCCCCUAUACAAGGGCUGAGGAGAAAUGCUUAGUCCGCUGUGGCCUGGUCCACCUGCUGGAUAAACUCUGCAGCCUGGGGAAUCCCCGCGGGGACCUGGUGAACUCUGACCUCCAGACCACUCGACAGAAGGUCUCCACAAUGGCCUGGGCUGGGUUCCAGGUGUUGGCUAAUAGGGGUGUGGCUUGGGAGAACGAGGAUGGAGCCAUGUCAGAGGAGCUGGAGCACUCAGGACUGGCACGGCAGGUCUCUGUCCUAUUGACCAAUCAUCUGGCCAGAGCCACAGAGGAGUGCAACGAGGCUGCUGGGAAUGAGGCGUUACAGGAAGUACUCAGUCUACUGAACAACCUGUCACGGAGUCGUAUGGGUAAAGCCAUCCUGAGCCAGCCAGCCUGUGUGUCUAAACUGCUCUCUCUUCUUCUCGAUCAGAGACCUUCUCCCAAACUCGUACUGGUGAUCCUGCAACUGUGUCAUGUGGCUCUGCCCAUGAUGACCUCCCUUGAUUGCGAGGAGGUGGAGCUUCCCGUCUGGGGUCAGGACAUCCAGGCGGCGUAUUCCUGCAAUGACAGCCUCGCUGACCCGCCCUCCCGCAUCGUCAGUCUCCUGCUGGCAAAACUUGGAGACUUUCUCGUUCCGGGUGACCAGAUCACUGUGUCCUCCAGUCAGAUUAACUCUGAUUCUCUGAACGGCCACCAGGGGGCUGCAGGUGGCCUAGGCGUUGACAAAGACAAGAUGGACGAUGGGGAAAUUCAAGAUCGCCGUCUCUCGGUUUUCGUUCACAAGCGUGAAGACCAGUCGUCUCAUGAAGUUAUACAACCUUUGCUAAGCUCUGACAAUCGCCCAUUUCGGUUAGGAGGUGGAGCUAACAUGGAGAGAGUUGUGCGCAUGGACAGAGAAAUGACAAAAACUGGCAAGGCAGAGGUGACGACAGAUGACGUGAUGACAGCGUUCAUGAAAGCAGCCAAGUGGGCGCAGAUGGGUCUUGUGGUAUCCACAGGACUGCCAGUUGACACGACAACCACGGAGACGACAGGAGGUGACAAGAAGAAAACUGCUGCUGACGUCGUCUGUAAAGAGAAGAAUGCAGAGUUAGCCAGAACGGACCCUGUGCGACCUUUCAUCAGUGGUCAUGUGGCUAACAGUAUGGCUGCUGAGGUCAUCGCACUGCUCCACGGACUGCUGACCACCAGGGAGUCCUCCACCGCACACACCUGGUCAGAUGCAGUCCGUAAGGUAUUGUCUGGAGCUCUGUCUACCCUGCCGCUCCUCAUGAGCUCCAUUGACUCCCUCAACUCGCCCCGCUGUAACCCCACCCAGCUGAUGAUCAUGGCGAAGCAGGCUGAUGCCGCACUAUGUGCACUCGGCGGAUUUCGGGAAACUGUCAAACCAGGCUGUGAGGUCAAGAUCACAGGUGAAGGUUUGCACAACAGUCUAGGUCAGGUGUUGAGUUUGUCUGGUCAGACAGGACUGGCCACAGUACAACUGUACCCUGAGCCCAAUGAUCAGUACGCCCCUAGGUACAGUGACACAGUACAGGUGCCACUAGCCCGUCUUUUGCCUCCCAGGAAUGAGAAUUUGGCCCUGGAAAGACUACCCAUGACUGAUGCCGUCAUCAUGGCAGUUAACUCCCUUCUCUUGCCGCAAGAGGGCAGCACUGCACCCCUUCAGCAGCAGCUUCCUGUAAGUGGUGACGGCAAUGCCUUGGUGAACCAGACCUGCCGUGUUGUGGCAGAGAUACGAUCCCGUGCCUGCAAUGUUUUGGCGACAUACCUGAAGGAUUUUGACUUUGCUAAGGAGCUGAUUCAGAGGUGUGGCAGCAGCGUGAUCGAUACAUUGAAGUCACUGGCCAAGGACUGUGGCACAGGUGACCGUAUUGCAGUAGUGGAGACCCAGUGUGAGAGGUUAAGGAUGUUGUACAGGGACUGCAUCAAACCUCCCCCACCCCCAAGCAAGACCAACAGUAGAAAUGUGAGGACUAAACAAGAGAUCACAUGGGACACAUCGCGAGCUUUCCCACCUCUCAGGUCCUGCCUCUUCUCUAGGACUCUGGUAGGGGUCACAUUUUUCGGGGACCCCAGCGCUGGGACAGGCCUUCCUCGUGGAACCAUGAUCUAUGCCACUCAGCCUAUACCUACUCAGGCCCCAUCUUUUUACUGGGAACUACGGAUCUGUUCUUUUGGGGACACCCAGGAGGAAAGCAGUGCAGUCGUGUCGUUUGGGUUCGCUCCCCCUGCCGAGCGCAAAGACGGGGCGUGGACUAACCCUGUGGGCACCUGCCUUUUUCUAAACAAUGGCAAAGCUGUACAUUACAAUGGUGCUAGCCUGCUGCAGUGGCGCAGUGUUCGGCUGGACGCUAACCUGGCGUCUGGCGAUGUGGCGGGGAUUGGUUGGGAGAGGACAGACGAGGCUCCACCCCUUCAAGGUCAAACCCCUAAAGGCCGUGUCUACUUCACCUAUAAAGGACGCAGACUUUCGGUUACUAUAGAUGAUGUCUCUGGGGGCAUGUUUCCUGUUGUCCACAUACAGAAAAAGAACACAAGAAUCCACGCAAACUUCGGAGCACAACCGUUUGCAUAUGCUGAGGGCCAGCACCACCGUGAUGCAGCUGAUGAGCACACAGACGUCCUACGCGAGAUCCGGGAGUCUUUUGGCGUGCUGCCAUUCUGUCCAGGAUCAGACAGCGAAAGUGAGAGCGCUGCAGCAGUCAGUUCCUCCAGUAACCUGUCUGACUCGGCCAAAGAGGUCAAAACACCACCUGGUCAACAAUGCAAAGUAUCGCAGAUACCCAAGGCUCUUAAAGAGUACAACAGCGACGCGUUCAGCCAGUACAAGCUGCUACAGAGCUACGACAGUUUUGUGACGAGCGGCCCUGACCUGAGGACUCAACAGGCCAAUCAGGAGGAGGAGUCCGAGGAUGAGGAUGGGGAGGAGGAUCAGCAGGUAGAGGAUCACUACGCCCUCCUCGUCAAGGCUUGGGAGCAGAAAGUCUUCCCUGUCAUCCGACGCCGAUUCCGUAAUGAGGCAGAGCGCAAGGACGGGCUGGAGCAGAUCAGAGGGGCGCUACAGCUGGGGAUGACAGAUAUUGCCCGUCAGACUGUGGAGUUCCUCUACGAGGAGAAUGGUGGGAUGCCACGUGACCUUCACCUUCCCACCAUCGAGGAUAUUAAGGAAGACCUGGCCAAGUUCACCGUGGAGAGAGUCAGGAAGGGCACUACUGUCAUUAUUCGCACACCGGGAGGUGGGGGAGCUGCAGGCACCACUGUCCUGCCCAAAUUUGCUGUCAGGGGCAUGCUAAGGACGUUUGGGCUGACGGGCACAGUCCUUGAUGUGGACACGCCCAAUGAGCUGGUGCAGGUAGAGGUGUACCUAAGGAGCGAGGGGGUGCUGGUGCGCUACUGGUACCCCAUUGACAUGCUGGAAAAACCCCCACAGGGGUUCCGCAAGUCCAGCAUCACAGGGGGCCAGACACUGGACACGUCUAACGUCCUCAUACACAGGGAGCUGCUACGCUGCGAAUCUGUCUUAGCCAGGAUGUGUUCUAGGACUGCUCUUUUACAACUCAUUGACCACUGUAACUCUCCUGCCAUGGAGGUGAGUUCCUGCUCUGCCAGUCUUGGGUCUGGAAUGGCUGCCAGUGCCGCCGUCUUGCAGGAGCUAGACAUUGAGAACCUGCAGCUGUUGUCUAAUGAGGUGCUGUGUGGUCCUCAACCCCAUGGGGGAGUGGUGGCCCAGUCUCUGUCAACGUGUGCGUCUCCGCGCCAGUGCCUCGCCCCUCACACCGCCUCGCUCUGUAGGCUCAUGUUCACGCACCCCGAGCGCCUUAAGGAGGAGCUAGUUGUGGCCAUCGCACGUGCGGCCAACCAAGGCGAGGAUUACCUCAUUGAGCUAACCACACAACUCUGCAUGUGUUUCCAGACUGCUCCAGAGAUGUUCCCAUACGAAGAGUUCCCUGUGACGGAAGUGAAGGUCAGCACGGACGUCCAUUUCCCGGGUGCCGCAUGUCUGGUAAUAUCGUGUAAGACGGAGCACAAGUCCACCAAGAAGGAGAGUUCCUUGUACAAAUCUCCUUGGGCUCGUAUAUUGUGCUAUAACGGACACCGAGUCAAGAAAUCAGGCCAGCCUACGAAACAGGAGGUCAUUAGUUUUCCUCGGGAUAUAUCAUCAUCAAGUAACCAUAACGACCAGUAUGCUCCUGUCAUCCUGCCAACAGACAGGAUCCACGUGCGACUGGGUGUGUCCACUCCACCUGGGAUCACGGUGACGGUGCAUGCACUUCCCCCACAGUUCCUGCUGGCAAUGACAUACUUGGAGACACUGGUGGAUGAGAAGCAAGGGUGUGGCACUCGCAGCUGUGGGAAUCUGGCUGCAGCUGCACGGAAUACAGCCAUCAACCUGUCAGAGGCGCCAUCGCUCCCGCCUCAGGCCUCGCUGUGGAAGCUGGAGAAGAUCGCCAUAACACCACCGGUGUUCCUGCACGCAGUGGAGAUGAUCGGUACCUACCUGUGGAGGACGGACGUCCCGGCCAUCAUCAAAGAGUAUGUGUUCCACCUGUUGGCGCAGACGCUGCGUGUCCUGCUGUAUAGUGAUGCAAGUAUCUCCACACUGAUGCAGACCCUGUCAGCACACCUCAGCCCCAGCCAGGGAGUUCUCGGGCACCUCCAGACAGAGCUGAAGAAACUGUAUGACGAGGAGACGAAGCACUGGUCGUCCUCCACGACUGCUGCAGGCACUGGGAUGGGCAUAGGCGUCAGCGACCAAGGUCGCUUCUCCACCUAUUUUCACGCCCUGAUGGAGGUGUGUCUGGCUAUUGCAGAAGUCACUGCCCCUCCCCCCGGCACUGCACGACCAGGGGGACCCUCCCUGUCAGCCACAGAUGUGGCAUCGACUUCUUCCUUGCCUGCCAUGCCCGUCAGCCCAACAGGAGCUAAAAGGAAGAAGCUGAAAACAAAGAAAGAGAGGAGCCUGGGAUCGUCUCGGCAUUCUGUUAGUCCCAAGUCCAGCGAGAGCGACGUCAGUCUGAGCGUGUCCCCCAGCCUUAGUCAGGCUAACACUGGGCCAGGUGGACCUUCCCCAUCUCCCUCCCCAAGCAGCAGUACUGCCUCCUCCAGGCCCAUCUCCGCCUUCAGGCGGGGCUAGUGGUGGAGGGUCCUCCCCCAUGCCUAGCAAACCCUGUCCCCCAUACCCAGUACCAGGCUGGAAGAUAUCUUAUGGUUCCACAGAGCCAUGACCGUGUCACAGAUUCUCCGCUAUCUGAACCUGGAAGAGCCUCAGGGGGAGAGCAUCAUGAUGGAUGCUAUUUCAGACGCCUCCCAAUCACUGGCCACGCCAAUGGCACACACCCGCCCUGUCAUCACCGGCAUCCCACCACACCUGGACGCGGAGUUUGUCAAGAAAACAAUUCGCAAAGUCUGCAACUCAGUUGGCGGGCUUUUUCGUGACGAGAUCUUUGUUCCACUGCAAUCGCAGAGAAAGUUCACAGCUGUGGAGGCCCCGGCUGCAAAAUCGACCCCCAUCCUUCUCGAGUACCCCUCCACCCACAAGCCUGAGGACAACCUACCGGGAAGCAGCAAGAGCACUGAUGUGUCAGUCCAGCUCGAGAACUAUCCACCCAAACAACGCAUUCGAGGCUACGCCGUGAUAGAGCUUGCCUCCAAAACAAAACUGGAGGCCGCCAAGAAGGCUCUGUACAAAUGUAAACCACUUGUGGAAGGUGAAUCCAGCGACGCAAGGUCAUCCUCGAUGGUACCAGAGGACGUCAUGUCAGUGUCCACAAUCAGCCAGAAACUUUUGUCUCGGAACCUCAAGCCAACGAGGCUCUGGAACAACUACCUCCUGUCACGCGUCCUGCACAUGCACACGGACAGGCCAGACGAGCUCACAGAUGGUGCCACUAUUGCUCUCACUGAGAUUUUCCACAGCUGUUUCAUCUCGGAGCAGCGCGUAGAACCGUCGGAGCCUCGGCAUGAGUCUGGCUACAUCUGCCUGAGCAAGGAUCAGAUUCUGGGACAGACCCUUGGGAACCUUCUCGGACCAUUCUUCAACCACAUCAGACAACCAAAGAAGUCUGUGUCAGAUCAGGUGACCCAAGCGCUGAGGAAGUAUGGCUUCUCUCGACCUGCAGACAAAGGACGGGUAAUUUUAUCAUCUCCCAUCGAUAAGAACGGCAAAGGUCGCGUAACCAAGAAAUCCAGCAAACCUUCCAAGGAAAAGGUUGUGAUGGGACCAAUGGAAAAAACCAGUGUGAAAGAGAAGAAACCCAAGAGUAAAGAAAGUUCAGAGAAACCGUUGAAGGAAAGUGGAGCUGAAGUGAAACUAACAAAGCAGGUGUCCAGUAAAGAGGAAGAAAAGUUCCUGACCCUGGACGGCUUCCUACAGCUGGCGGUGGAUCUAGCCAAGCAAGACGUGCGUGCAGUCUGGAGGGCUCUCCUCUCCUGUGGAUUUGACCUCCACUUUGACAGGUGUGCCUGUAUAGACAACAGUCAGGCCCAGCAGAUGGCCAAACAGUGGACCCUGGAAAUGGACUAUGCCCUCGUUAAUUUCAUCAAUGCCACCUGUCGGCGAUUGGCCGUUUGUCCUGCUAGGCUCCACCCACAUGAAAUUUACAUCACAGAGUCGCACCUGGCCAAUGAGAAAUACACCUGUCUGCAAGGGGUGCCCUCAGAAAGCCUCCGUCUUCGUUUCACUUUGCUUCAAUCCCUCAACAACAGCCUGGAGACGUUUUUCUUGCCUCUGAUCGAUCUUCGCCCUGCCAGUACCUACAGCCGCAGCACUGCGGCCAUUUUGUCUCAGGCUCGCGGGCUCCUCUUCUAUGACACCAAAGUCAACCUGAUGAACCGAGUGCUCAACGCGACGGCCAAGAGGAAGCCAGACCAGGCCGCACCAGAAAUAUCCCAUGAUCCUUUAGAAAGUAUAGGAGGGGAGCGCCGUGACUGUAUGAGGUCAGGAUUCUGUCAGGCGUACCGUCAGCUAGCGGGCGUGGCCUCAAGUCAGCUGUGUGUCAGGCUGGCGGCCGGAGGGGACCCCACCUACUCCUUCAAUGUCAGACUGACAGGAGAGGAGGUUCACGGGACAAGUGGCUCAUUCCGUCACUUCCUGUGGCAGAUUGCGCGUGAAUUACAGAGCCCUAUGCUUAACCUGCUGGUCAGCUCAAACAGUACAGGCCAGACGAGCGGCCGGUGGAUCAUCCGGCCCGGCAGGAUGACCUACGCAGAGGAGCAGCUGCUCAGAUUUCUUGGACAGAUGCUGGGCAUGACGAUACGUGCGGACAUCCCGUUUGGCCUUGACCUCCUGAGUGUGUUUUGGAAGCCGCUAGUUGGCGUUCCAGUCGACCCAGUCACUGAUCUGAAGGAAGCAGACAGCUUGACCUACAACUACAUCAAGAAACUGGAAAUGGCGGAGAGUGAGUCAGAACUCUUGGCUCUCUGUUCAGAUGUCUAUAACAGAUUUGUCUACCCUUCCCUGACCGGCGAGGAGAUGGAGUUAACACCAGGGGGCACUCAACAGCCUAUUAACUGGAGCAACAGACAAGAUUAUGUGGACGCAAUCCGUCGUAUGCGGCAGACAGAACUGACCAGCGAGGACCGCAUGACGGCGAUCAGGGCAGGCCUGGCCACCAUCAUCCCAUUACAGCUCCUGUACAUCAUGUCCCCACUGGAUAUGGAGAUCCGCACCUGCGGGCUGCCCUCUGUCGACCUCAACUUCCUCAAGACUCACACGAUGUACCAGGUAGGGCUGAUGGAGACCGAUCCUCACAUUGAGUACUUCUGGACUGCACUAGAGUCACUGACCCAGGAUGACCUUUGCCGCUUCAUCAAGUUUGCCUGUAACCAGGAGCGUAUCCCACAGAGCUGUCCUUGUAAGGACGGAGCUACAGACACGGCUCACGUCCCACCCUACCCCAUGAAGAUUGCACCCCCUGAUGGACCAGGCAACCCAGAUGCACGCUACAUUCGUGCUGAGACCUGUAUGUUCAUGAUCAAACUCCCACAAUACAGCAGCCAGGAAGUGAUGACACAGCGCUUAAUGUACGCCAUUCACUGUCGAGAGGACCCGCUCAGCGGUUAGACGAAGCGGAAAACACAACCAUGGCAAACUAACAAACCAGAGCUGUACAUGCACCAACCAUAAUAAUAAUCUACAUUGUCUGAUGUGGAAGCUUAUUUUUCUGCCCUUUUGCAUGUUUACAUACAAUACAAUUCGUGGACCUCAAUGCUGUCAUUUCUGACAUGAAGCUGCCUUGGCUUUAAAGUCUUGUACUGUUCUAUUAACACAUAUUUAUGCCUCAAAACCAUCACACACUUAAAUGCUGCAGAGUGCCAAGGAAACCUGAUAUUCUAUACACAGAAAUUGUCUCCAGUCUUUAUAUCACAGCAUAAUGGCAAUUCCCUGGAAUUCAAGGAAAAUUGCAAGAACACAGAGUAUCUUCACAGUCAUGUCAUAUUCGUUGGUACACUUCAAUACAGAUUCCAUUUUCGAUAGUAAACCAACAAUCUAGAGACCAGUGAAAGUACUGGGUCAAGCGAAAGUCCAACUGGCGUGUUCCAUUCACUCCCAGGUGGCCACUGGAGGAGGUAGUGGCCACUGACGUAUCAUUCCAUUGGCCACUGGAGGGGGACUAGUGGCACCAGUGCGGCCAAUUAGCCUGACGUUGAUGGCAUGUUUUGUAGCGUUCUUACUUGCGCGACCUCUGGAACAUUGGGACAUCGUCGCACUCUGUCCUCCAGUGGCCACUUAAUCUGCCACCAGUGGCGGUCGGAUCGACAAAUGGAAUGACCCCUAAUCACAACUUGGUAGCUAAUUCGGUAGAUGUGUGACUAGGCACUGUCAGUGGUGGUGAGUCAGAAACUCACUCACCAUAGGUAAAUCUUCAACCUUUUCAACCUGUGAAGUAUUUUUUUCAGCAUAAUUUAUGCAUACAAUUAUUAUGAAAAUGACACUAAAAUGGUUUGUUUGCGCCACUAAAGGUUCAAGCGUCAUAAAACUGUGCAGAUUAUUUCUCUACACUCUUAUAGUUCUCUCAGAAUGUUUCAAAAUAUUGGUAGCAGAGGCGGUUGAAAAGGUUGCAGAAUUAGUCAGUUUGUUUUCACUGGACUUGAGAUCGUUAUUUCAGUCAUUAAUGUGAUAUUAAAAAACCCAGUGUAAAGGUCACAACCUAUGAGCUGUUCAUAGAUAUUUCUGGGGGCUCUUAAGUCUUAAUACUUAAUGAAGGAGAAGAUAGACAUUUACAAGCACUCAAGUUCCAUGGGGGACGAUUCCACGAAGUAAUUUCUGACUCGAGUCAAAAUUUGAAAUACGAUGUCAAAGCUUAUUUUGGGGUUUUAGAAAUUAAAAUUUUGUACCCCUCAUCAAUGUUAUCUUAAGACAAAUGUGUCCAAAUUUCAACUUCCAGUACCAAAAGCUAAACAUCGUACAAAGUUUUUGAAUUUUGACUUAAGUCAAGAAAGGCUUUAAGGAAUUGGCCCCAAAUGUUGUCUUACUAUUGCAUUUGAGCCUUGACUUUGUAUUGCAUGCGUUAUCUGCCUCUGACAUCAUGAGUACUGGCAGUGAAUAUCUAUCAGAUUUUUUGAUAUCGAGAGUGGAUGGAUGGGAAUGCAGAACCUGUGUACAUAACGUGUCACAAAUGUUCAGAUAGAAAAGGCCAACAUGCCUGAAAAGGUAUUGGUUCGUGAAAGAGAAGAAAGUGGUGAGGUCAUGAAUAUGGGAUGAUUUCAUGUAACAUUUUUUUG
This is a messenger RNA of Liolophura sinensis, 14908 nucleotides long. Its product is annotated as probable E3 ubiquitin-protein ligase HECTD4. The record is from RefSeq and is a predicted model, not a curated record. Gene Ontology annotation, molecular function: ubiquitin-protein transferase activity. Gene Ontology annotation, biological process: glucose homeostasis. NCBI's taxonomy places the organism in Eukaryota, Metazoa, Mollusca, Polyplacophora, Chitonida, Chitonidae.